Tricharina praecox is the source of this 1095-nucleotide messenger RNA. RefSeq lists its product as uncharacterized. The record is from RefSeq and is a predicted model, not a curated record. NCBI's taxonomy places the organism in Eukaryota, Fungi, Ascomycota, Pezizomycetes, Pezizales, Pyronemataceae. Gene Ontology annotation, biological process: regulation of transcription by RNA polymerase II. Gene Ontology annotation, cellular component: nucleus. The transcript is spliced from 2 exons. The annotation marks the transcript as partial. Gene Ontology annotation, molecular function: DNA-binding transcription activator activity, RNA polymerase II-specific; RNA polymerase II cis-regulatory region sequence-specific DNA binding; zinc ion binding.
GGGCGAGAAAGAGAGAGAGAAAGAGAGACUGGCCAUGGAUACAAUAGGACCAAACUUCCCACAUGGCUAACUCCGUAGGCCCUGUCCGCCAUAAUCCCUCUUACGCCACAGAGACGGUUUAUUCCGCCGGGCCUGAUUCGCUACAAAUCCCCGCCUCUCGGCAGCCCUAUUAUCCUCUCGAUCCUUCUUGAGCCCGAGAAGCCAGUGAAGAUCAGAAAGCCGUGCAAUGGGCACGUUCUUCACCAGCCGUCUUCCGCCAUUUCAGUCUCAACCCCAAACGCGUCUCCUAGAAAUGUCGACCUCGCGCGGCGAAGAACCAGACAGCAAUAGCAACAGCAGCAGCAUCGAAGCUGUCACGCUUCCUGCCACUCCCACCCUCACUCCCGCCUCCCCUCCUCCUCCGCCGCCCCCUCCACCGCCACCACCGCCGCCGCCGCCACCACCACCCUCAGCUGCACCGGCACCUUCAGCACCUCCCGCGGCAGCACCACCACCACCGGCGGCACCACUGUCCUCGGGCGGCUCGUUGGAGCGAUCCUCAGCGUCGCCGACUUCACCGCAGCAGCGCAUACGACACGUACAACAUCCGCAGCCCCAAACGGCCACACAGAAGCGUCGGAGGUUUCCGGUCUCGUGCUAUGAGUGUCGCCGGAGGAAACUCAAAUGCGAUCGCGAACAGCCGUGUCAGCGAUGUCGCAGCAGCCGCAGAGACUGCAUCUACGCGAAUGAAAGUCCCGUGGCGACUAAAGUCGCGAAAUUGAGCGAGCGCCAUAGCACCCCCGGAAACCCGAGGUUCAUUAAUGGCGGUAGUAGCGGUAGCGGAACAGGAGAAGUAGGGGGGGUAGGAGUAGGAGUAGGAGUAGGAGGAACAGGAACAGGAACAGGAACAGGAGGAGGGUAUGAGGAUUCGCAAGCGAUCAGGCACGCAUAUAGUCCCAUCAAUUGUGCGACAGCAGACAUUGCACCGGCACCUCACGCGUUCGACCGGUACGAAAGGAUUGCGCCACGGUUCGAUGCUGUGGUAGCCGAAAGGACGACGGAGCCCCCGUUCGUGAAACCAGUGCAUGUUCAAAGCCAACAAUUGCCGCAGAUACA